AUGUCCCAAAAAAAAAAAAAGUACUAUAGCAUGUAUGGUCCCCUUGUAGAGAUUGAAGCUGCAUAUGAACAGUUGAAGAAAUCAAUAAUUCUUAUAGAGAAAGAAGCAAUCAAAGCAAUGGCUUUGGCUUAUAUAAGCCGAAGGAAGUUCUAUGACCUUGGUGAAUUUUUAAAGGAUGUUGGACUUGUUAGGAGGAACACUGGGAACCUUCUCUGGAACCUGCUAUUGCUCUCGUUUGCUGCCAAUUUCAAAAUGAAUAGCCUCCAAAGAGUAUUUUUGGCAAUGAUUGAGGCUGGAUUCUCUCCUGAUAUCACGACAUUUAACAUCAGGGCACUGAUAUUUUCUAGAAUGGGCUUGUUUUGGGAUCUCCAUUUAAGUGUUGAGCUCAUGAAAUCCAAAGGUGUAGUCCCUGAUCUUGUGACGUAUGGUUGUGUUGUGGAUGCCUACAUGGAUAGAAGGCUUGGGAGGAACUUAUCUUUUGUUUUAGACAAAAUGAAUGUAGAUAGUUCUCCUGUGAUUUUGACUGAUCCAUUAGUUUUUGAGGCUUUUGGGAAAGGAGAUUUUCACUCUAGUUCAGAGUCUCUUUUGCCGGCUAGUUUGUGA
Messenger RNA from Dendrobium catenatum, 603 nucleotides. RefSeq names its product pentatricopeptide repeat-containing protein At3g42630-like. Lineage: Eukaryota; Viridiplantae; Streptophyta; Magnoliopsida; Asparagales; Orchidaceae. Gene Ontology annotation, molecular function: protein binding. The record is from RefSeq and is a predicted model, not a curated record.